AAAAAACAACAGCGUUUCUCUAAUCCGGGACUGGUUCUGGCGACAGAACCGACACCGCCCGUUGUGAUGGAGACGGGAUGAGGAGAGGAGGAGAGGAGAGGAGAGGAGAGGAGCAGGCAGCUGAUUGGACGGAAAACAAAAGGAAACCCCACUUGGUUCGUUCCGGCUCCGAGGGGAAGCCUCUGAGCUCGUGCUGUUGGAGGAGCCAUGGAGGAACUGUUGAGUGCGAGCGACCUGUCACGUCUCUCUUGAGGAGAGGGGAUGGAGAGGGGGACGUCUGAUCCGGUGCGAGCAUCAUGACUGUGCACGCGGACGACCGGGGGGAGAUUCGGCAUCGCAGCGUUUGAGAGCACGAUGUCCUCGGGAGGUGAAAUAAGAUCGCUUUAGAUUUACGCACUCCGCUGUGCGCCAGCCGCUGCGCCGACUGAACCCCGACUGGACGCCGACUGGACGCCGACUGAACCCCGACUGGACGCCGACUGAACUCCUCCCGGACGCCGUGCCCCGUCUCUUGUACCCCCUCGCUGCUGAAGGACCGCGGGCGCAUCCAUGGGCUGUUAGUCGGCGCGGAGACGAAGCCGCAUCACUCCUCCGCCGCGCGCCCCACUCCGUCCCUCCGCAGCACCACGGACAGCGACCAUGACGCGGCUCCGCAGGAAGGCGCUCGUCGCGCUCUUCCUCUUCACGCUCUUCAUCUUCGGCACCAUGAUGGGGCUCAGGACGCUGAAGCCCAGCGACGGCUUCUCGGACAUGGCGCCCGGCAUGGAGCUCGUCGGGGAGAGGGCCGACGGGCGGCGGCUGGACGCGGGCGACGUGGCCGCGUCGCCGGCCCAGGUCCACACGGGCAGCAGCGACACGAAGGUGGUGUUCAGCAGGUCCGACCGAGAUUACAGCAUCUUCUACGACGUGCACAUAUUCUACUACCUGUGGUACGGCUCCCCCGGCAUGGACAACAAGUACAUCCACUGGGACCACGUGCUGGUGCCGCACUGGGACCCCAAGAUCGCGGCCAGCCAUGCCCAGGGACGGCACACGCCACCGGAGGACAUCGCCUCGAGUUUUUACCCUGAGCUGGGACCCUACAGCUCCAGGGACCCGACGGUGCUGGAGUCUCACAUGGCCCAGAUAGAGGCGGCCGCAGCAGGGGUGCUGGUGUUGUCCUGGUAUCCUCCCGGGGUGGCGGACGACCACGGGGAGCCCACAGAGGACCUGGUUCCCGCCGUCAUGGACGCCGCCCACAGGCACAGCAUCAAGGUGGCCUUUCACAUACAGUCAUACAAAGGGCGGACGGACCAGAGCGUGCAUGACAACAUCAAAUACAUUACCGACAAGUAUGGAAAACAUGGCGCCUUCUACAGAUUCAGGUCCGGCACGGGGCGAGUCCUGCCUCUGUUUUAUGUCUACGACUCCUACCUGACGCCACCAGAGUCCUGGGCCGAGCUCCUGACAGCGAAGGGCUCCCACAGCGUCAGGGGCACACCGUACGAUGGCAUUUUCGUGGCCCUCAUCGUGGAGGAGCGCCACAAACAUGACGUCCAAGCCAGCGGCUUCGACGGCAUGUACACCUACUUUGCCUCCAACGGUUUCUCCUUCGGCUCGUCCCAUCAGAACUGGAAAGCCAUCAAGGCCUUCUGCGACGCAAACAAUCUGCUGUUCAUCCCCAGCGUCGGUCCAGGGUACGUGGACACGGCUGUUCGGCCAUGGAACAACCACAACACCAGGAACCGGGUGAACGGACGAUACUACGACACAUCCCUGCAGGCAGCUCUGUCUGUCAGGCCAGAAAUUGUCACAAUUACUUCCUUCAAUCAAUGGCACGAAGGGACACAGAUAGAGAAGGCCGUGCCCAAGAAAACCGUGACCCGCUUAUACCUGGACUACCAACCCAACCAGUCUGACCACUACUUGGAGCUCACACGCCAGUGGGCCGAGAACUUCAACAAGGAGAAGGACAAAUGGCUGAUGUGAACACCGUUCGAUUUCCCUGGUCGGUGUGCUGAGCCUGAUCACAAACUACGUGAAGUCAGCUCUCACUGUAGAAAAACAACACUUUACCUUCAUACACCCACCUGUUCUUUCCCCAAAUGUUCCCUCUGAACCUCGCUGAUUUUAAAUCACUAACAUUUUUUUUUUGUACAGGUGAAUUAUGUCACUGCUCUGUUGAAUCUACGAGGCCGCGGUGAUGGCGAGCCGUCCUUUCAGGGUGACAAAUCAGCUCAGACAUCAAGAGGACGUGGUUAUGUACAGCAACUCUGCCCAGUGGGGUUUGGUUUUUUUUCGUACUUUCUUAUGAUAGGAGACUGUUCUUGUUCUACGAAUGUUCUUUCCUGUAUUUCCUCAAGGGACAAAUUAAAAUGUGUGUCUGCUUA
Messenger RNA from Scophthalmus maximus (turbot), 2369 nucleotides. RefSeq names its product mannosidase endo-alpha like (gene maneal). Gene Ontology annotation, cellular component: Golgi apparatus. The transcript has 4 exons. The coding region runs from base 640 to 1968 and encodes 442 amino acids. NCBI's taxonomy places the organism in Eukaryota, Metazoa, Chordata, Actinopteri, Pleuronectiformes, Scophthalmidae. Gene Ontology annotation, molecular function: alpha-mannosidase activity. The record is from RefSeq and is a predicted model, not a curated record.